Messenger RNA from Vicia villosa (hairy vetch), 1637 nucleotides. Its product is annotated as arogenate dehydratase/prephenate dehydratase 1, chloroplastic-like. Gene Ontology annotation, molecular function: prephenate dehydratase activity; arogenate dehydratase activity. Gene Ontology annotation, biological process: L-phenylalanine biosynthetic process. Gene Ontology annotation, cellular component: chloroplast; cytoplasm. The transcript has 11 exons. Bases 199 to 1395 code for a protein of 398 amino acids. The record is from RefSeq and is a predicted model, not a curated record. NCBI's taxonomy places the organism in Eukaryota, Viridiplantae, Streptophyta, Magnoliopsida, Fabales, Fabaceae.
ACAAAUCCAUGGGUUUGUGAAUUUCAAAGAGCACACGCAUUCUGAAACUCUUUCUUCCCCAAAACAACCAAAGUUUCCAUUUUUGUGUUUUACUUUUACCCUUUUCCAUUUCUCACACUUGAAACUUUUCUAAUGUAUUUGUGCAAUCCCGAAAACAUUGCAACAGGUUACAACAAUCAUUGACCUUAAUUAAUCUCCAUGGCUAUGUCAUCUUUUGUUCUACCCGGAAUUUCAAGUUCCCAGCUUUAUACCCAAAAUCAGCUGAAAAGAGCAAGUAAAUGGGUUUUCCAUGGUGGGGUUUCUGUUAGAAGUGUCAAGAUAAUGAUGCAUGUGGUUGAUCAUAAUCAAAGUCAAAUGGGUCGUAGUGGUGGCGGGGGUGAUGUCUCCCAUGGAUUGCAUAAGGCUUUGUACUCCCUUCCAAGUAGGUUUUUUUUGUCUACCAUUCACUUUCUUCAAGGUUAUUACGAGUUUACGAGGCCAUUAUCCAUAACUGACAUUGUGUCUGCUUCUGAACCUGAUAAUCUAGCUAAAGUUCGAAUAUCAUAUAAGGGGAUACCAGGAUCAUACGGCGAAGAUGCUGCACUCAAAGCUUACCCCAAUUGUGAAACAAUCUCAUGCAGUGAUUUUGAAGAAGCGUUUAAGGCUGUUGAGUUGUGGCUGGCUCACAAAGUUGUGAUUCCGAUUGAAAAUACGUCUGGUGGAAGCAUUCAUCGGAACUAUGAUUUACUUCUUCGUCAUAGGCUUCAUAUUAUUGGUGAACUGCAGUUGGCUACUAACCUCUGCCUUCUAGCUCUGCCUGGUGUCAGAAAAGAGCACCUUAAGCACGUUUUAAGUCAUUCUCAGGCAUUUGAAUUAAGUGAUACUUUCCUAAAUAAUUUAGGUGUUAGCCGAGAAAACGUUGAUGAUACGGCUGGUGCUGCUCAGAUUGUAGCUUCAAAUGUUCUGUAUGAUACGGGUGCCAUUGCAAGCGUUCGAGCAGCCGAAAUCUACGGGCUUAAUGUACUUGCAGAAAGUAUCCAAGACGAUUCAGAAAUCAUCAGUCGAUAUCUUGUUCUUGCAAGGGAUCCAAUAAUUCCAACAGCCCAUAAGCCUUUUAAGACAAGUAUUGUGUUUACCCUGGAUCAAGGUCCCGGGGUUCUGUUUAAGGUUUUGGCCAUAUUUGCAUUGAGGGACAUAAACUUAUCCAAGAUUGAAAGUCGGCCUCAAAGAAAUCGUCCACUAAGAGUCGUCGAUGACUCCAACACCGGCACUGCCAAGUACUUUGAUUACCUUUUCUAUAUUGAUUUUGAAGCGUCGAUGACUGAGCCUCGAGCGCAAACCGCAUUAGAACAUCUGCAGGAAUUUGCCACAUUUCUUAGAGUGCUUGGAUGCUAUCCUAUAGAUACAACCAUAUAGACUAUGACCAAGAUAUGCUGAACUCGAAAAAAAGGCCGCAAUCAUUCAAUGGUAUCAAGACGGUUUUGAUGUAAGCUUGUUAUUUUUGGAGUUAUAAAAAUCUGUUGUUUUGGAUCUUUAGAUCAAAAUCUAAGGGCUAAUAGAACUUGACUGUGUGAGUGUGUGAAAGCUGCUGUGAUAAAUUCUGUAUAGAAAAACUUUUUUGCUAUAUCUUAAAAUAUUCUUAAAUUUUUUCUGAGAUA